GCUUUGUCAGAUCAAUCCCUUCAUUGAGUUUCUGAGAUAAGACAGCCAGUCAGAUGCACCGGCAGAGUAGUGAUAAGGUCAGACUUUGAACCCACUUCGUUCUCCUUCUUUUCUCUUCGCCACAGGCUGCAGAGCCUCAGCUGGUGCUCUUCCCUCAUGGAAACAUGAAGGUCCAGUUUGCCCCCAUGGAUGUGCCCCUGCACAGGAGACUACAGACGGCCACGGUGCUGCAGUGGGUCUACUCCUUCCUUGCUCUGGCACCCACCUGUAUCCUGCUCUUCUUCUACCUGCUGUUCACUCGCUUCUGGCUCAUCAGUGUGCUCUACUCCAUCUGGUGGUUCUUCGACUACGACACGCCGGCACAUGGAGGCCGCAGGGUGUCUUUCUUGUGUGACCUCAAAGUUUGGGAAUACAUGCGCGACUACUUUCCCAUCAAGUUGGUGAAGACAGCUGACCUGAAUCCAAGACACAACUACGUCAUCGGCUUCCAUCCUCACGGCGUGCUGGUGGCCGGAGCCUUCGCUAACUUCUGCACCUAUGCCACCGGGUUCAGGGAGCUGUUUCCUGGCCUCACCACCUACAUGCUCAUGUUGCCGCUAUGGUUCCGAGCUCCAUUCUUCAGAGACUACAUCAUGUGUGCAGGUCUCAUUCCUUCAGACAAACAGAGUGCCAUUUAUCCACUCCGACAAAAGAGAGGCGGUAAUGCUGUUGUGAUUGCUGUUGGUGGCGCUCCUGAAGCCCUCGAUGCUCAUCCUGGGACCUACAAAGUGAUGUUAGCAUCAAAGAAAGGCUUCAUUAAGAUGGCCAUGGAACAUGGGGCUCAUUUGGUCCCAGUGUAUUCCUUUGGGGAAAAUGAAGUGUUUGAUCAGGUGGAAAACUCAAGAGGGACUUGGCUUCGUUGGACACAGGAACAUUUACAAAGAAUUAUGGGGGUCUCACUGCCUCUCUUCCAUGCCCGUGGUAUUUUCCAGUACUCUUUUGGGCUCAUGCCUUACAGGAAACCCAUCAAUACAGUAGUGGGACGGCCAAUCAAGGUGGAGAAAAACCCGAAGCCAACAUCGGAGGAGCUUGAAUCUCUCCACCAGCUCUACAUGGAUGAACUCAGCAAUCUGUUCGAGGAGCACAAAGGCAACUACGGCGUGGACAAGGACGCUCAUCUGGUCUUUGUCUGAACAGGACUGGGUGAUAGAGGAGAGGUGAAGGUGUAUUUAUUUCUGAGGCUCCUGUGCUGCAUUUUUACAGAAGUUUGUAAUCACCCGAAGAACUUCUUGCCAAUUAAAUGUGAAUGAAGUUAAAAAGACAGGGGACAAGUUACGCCACUAACCGUCUUCCCCUCCUCCUCCUGCUCCUCCUCCUCCUCCUCCUCUUCCUACUGGCUGUGUGAUGUCCCUUUGGUUCUUUUUUUUGCAAGAAAUGAGGUACAAAGUUGAAGUAAAGUAUUCUGUAAUGCUGCAGCCAUACAGUCGAAAACCUUCAGUGGGUAAAGAGUCGAACUGUGUCAAAACGUCUUCAGUCGAAGAGUACGUCCAUCAGUUUGAUUGAUCUGAAGCUACGCAACAAUCAGUGACUCCAACAUACUCUUUGUUAAUUCACUUUGUGUUGCAACACUAAAAAAUACAAACAUUUAGUCAAUUAAAUAAAUUGAAUUUAUUUGAAUUUCUACAUCCCCCAGAGUGAUUAUUAUGGACUUUAAUUUUUACUGAUAAGAUCAUCAAUCAUUGAAAUGUUUUACUGCAUUACCUUGAGUCUGGUUUUGGAUUUGAUCCCCAAAUGAUAAGACUGUCUGUGAACUUUGACGGUUACUUUCUGCAUAAAUGAUGGCAAGCUUCCAUAUUUCAAAAUGAAAUGGACCAUGUCCCAGUCCUUUCAACACAGUCCAGUGUCUGGACCAAAAAAAAAAGCUGACUGAAGGAAAAGCUCAGAGCAGUGGUGUGAUGCCAAAGAGACAGGUAGACAAAGACAAGUAGCUAAAGAACCGGAGAAAACAUGUUUACACCUGUCACUCUGUCCUAUCAUGUACAACAAAGGCCUGUGAUAGCGAACAUGAUUAAACCAGCGUCAGUGGGAGGAAGAGGAGUCGCCGCUGAUUGGUUAAGAGGAUUAUUGUGAUGUGAGCGUACUCACAUGACAUUUUGAUGUGUUCUUUGGACGACGGUGAUAACAGCUCCCAGGUAUCAGAUCUCUCUGAGGAUUCUGUGAACAAGGUCAGGGUGACAAGACUGUCGACUUAUUUUUGAAGAAAGUGAUCAAAGUCCAAAGAAAUCCAAGUCGUAUCUUUGCGGAGAGUGAUUGGCCGCUUCGCUGGUAUGGCAACGUAUACAAAGCCAAAGAUGACAUAAACAAGACCACAUGCUCAACAUUGCAUUGCUCAAGCAUUGCAUGCACCUUAAUGGGUUGCAAUAGCUCUUAAAUAUCAGGUACUGUGAUAUGAGGACACCUCAUUACCUCCAAUAAAGAGAUCUUUAAUUUAUAUAAAGUAUAAUAGUUUGUGUUUAAUAAU
Molecule: messenger RNA, 2500 nt
Organism: Cynoglossus semilaevis (tongue sole)
Lineage: Eukaryota; Metazoa; Chordata; Actinopteri; Pleuronectiformes; Cynoglossidae
Gene: mogat2
Product: monoacylglycerol O-acyltransferase 2
Exons: 6
Coding region: 165-1172 (335 amino acids)
Biological process (GO): triglyceride biosynthetic process; diacylglycerol biosynthetic process
Cellular component (GO): endoplasmic reticulum membrane
Molecular function (GO): 2-acylglycerol O-acyltransferase activity; diacylglycerol O-acyltransferase activity
Source: RefSeq, a predicted model, not a curated record